CAACAACAUUUAGCGCGAAGUUUGAUACCAACCAGAAUGAAGCUGAACCGAGGGGAAACUAUAGUUGGUUGCAUGCCAAACUAAAGCUUUUAUAAAUCUUCUAUGUGACUAACACCCCCCUAGUUGACUAUACCAACUCACUGGUAAUACUUAUCUGUUAAAUCAGUAAGUGUCUUUAGAAGGUAAGAGCAAAAAAGGAGCACAGACAUGAGCGCGUUUGCUUUGAAAAUGAAGCAGGCAGAGGAGCCAGCGUUAGCUGUUUCUGGGUAACUAGAGGUAAGUUAGCGUUUAAUGCUAGCAACAUGGGCAGGUGAGGAGCCUCGACAUAACAGAUACAGCCUAGGAAACAAGGAAAAUGAGAAGGAGUCUUGCACCCAGUCAGGUUGCCAAACGGAAGCAACCAGGAGAUUCCUGUGAAGAUGAGGACUGGACAUAUAGAACUGAGAAAAAAAGAAAAGGUGAUAAAGAGAGGAGAGAAAGCCAUAUUUCUCCCUUCAGAAAGCCUCUGACACAGCUGAACAAGCCGCCCCCUUGUAUGGAUGGUGACAAACAUGAGGCGUUUAUUCGAAGUAUCCUCUCCAAACCAUUUAAAAUUCCUAUUCCUAAUUACACAGGCCCACUGGGCAUCAGGGCACUCGGUCUGAAGCGUGCAGGCGUGAGGAAAGCACUUCACGAUCCCUUCUUAGAAGACGCUUUGGUCCUUUAUGAGCCCCCGACUCUGAGCGCUCACGACCUGAUCAAAGCUGAAAAAGAAAAACUACCAGUCCACGUUGUUGUGGAUCCAGUUUUAGGAAAAGUGCUCAGACCCCAUCAGAGAGAGGGGGUGAAGUUCCUGUGGGACUGUGUGACGGGAAGACGCAUCUCCGACUCGUACGGCUGCAUCAUGGCUGACGAGAUGGGCCUGGGGAAGACCUUGCAGUGCAUCGCCCUCAUGUGGACCCUGCUGCGCCAAAGCCCGGACGCCAAGCCGGAGAUAGACAAGGUCAUUGUGGUUUCCCCUUCCAGUCUGGUUCGGAACUGGUACAAUGAAGUAGCGAAGUGGCUGGGAGGACGCGUCUCACCGGUGGCCAUCGACGGAGGUUCAAAGGAUGAGAUCGACAGAAAACUAGUGAACUUCAUGUCUCAGCAUGGUUUGAGAGUACCAACCCCGAUCCUGAUAAUUUCAUAUGAGACGUUUCGGCUUCACGCCGGGGUUCUGCACAAGGGCAAAGUCGGACUAGUAAUCUGCGACGAGGGUCAUCGGCUGAAGAACUCCGACAACCAGACAUAUCAGGCCCUUAAUGCCAUGAGUGCCAAGAGGAGAGUGCUGAUAUCGGGCACUCCAAUCCAGAACGACCUGCUGGAGUAUUUCAGCCUGGUCCACUUUGUUAAUGCUGGGAUCCUUGGUACGGCUCAGGAGUUUAAAAAGCGGUUUGAGCUUCCCAUCCUCAAGGGUCGAGAUGCAGAUGCUAGUGAUAAAGACAGAGAGACCGGAGAGGGGAAACUCAAGGAGCUGAUCAGCAUCGUCAACAGGUGCUUGAUAAGGAGAACAUCUGAUAUCCUGUCCAAAUAUCUUCCUGUGAAAAUCGAGCAGGUCGUAUGUUGCAGGCUGACUCCUCUACAGUUAGAGCUUUAUAAGCACUUCCUGCGGCAGGCGAAACCCAUUGAGACAUUACAAGAGGGAAAAAUAAGUGUCUCCUCCCUGUCCUCCAUCACAUCACUCAAGAAACUGUGCAAUCACCCGGCUCUCAUCCAUGAGAAGUGCGUGGAGAACGCGGAGGGCUUUGAAGGGGCGCUGGAUCUGUUCCCACCUGGUUACUGCACUAAGGCUGUGGAGCCUCAGCUCUCUGGGAAAAUGCUGGUUCUUGACUACAUUCUGGCAAUGACAAGAACUACAACUAGUGACAAGGUGGUGCUUGUCUCCAACUACACUCAAACACUGGACCUCUUUGAAAAGCUGUGCAGAUCUAGAAGAUACCUCUAUGUUCGUCUGGAUGGCACAAUGUCCAUCAAGAAAAGGGCCAAGAUUGUUGAAAGAUUCAACAGUCCAUCUAAUCCAGAGUUCAUCUUCAUGCUGAGCAGCAAGGCUGGUGGAUGUGGCCUGAAUCUGAUCGGUGCUAAUCGCCUUGUCAUGUUUGAUCCGGACUGGAACCCUGCCAAUGAUGAGCAGGCGAUGGCACGGGUUUGGAGAGACGGCCAGAAGAAGACCUGCUACAUCUACAGACUGCUCUCUACCGGGACGAUCGAGGAGAAGAUCCUCCAGAGGCAGGCCCACAAGAAAGCCCUGAGCAGCUGCGUGGUGGACGAGGAGCAGGACGUGGAGCGUCACUUCUCCCUGGGCGAACUCCGAGAACUCUUCACCCUCAACGAGGAGACCGCCAGCGACACGCAUGACCGGUUUCGCUGUCGCCGCUGUGUGAACGGCAGGGAGGUCCGGCCCCCUGCAGAAGAAUCCGACUGUACCAGCAACCUCUCCCAGUGGAACCACUGCUACGACAAGAAGGGUCUGAGGGACCAAGUGCUGAAGGCCUCCUGGGACGCUGCUGUCUCCUUCGUCUUCCACCAGCGCUCUCACGAGGAUCAGAAGGGUGUUGUAUAGCGUGAAGAAAUCAACAGACUCUAUCACACGACCACAUUCACUGUAUAUAUUUUGAUAUUUAUUUGUUGUUCUGUUUGUUUGUUUUUGUAUUAAAGGUAAAGGAGAUUUAUUGGUGUUCAAUCCAUCAUGAAUGCAGUAAUUUAUUCUCAAAAAUAACUGCUCUAGGAUCGGGGCAAACCAUGGCCAACACUCGUAAUUGAUUUGCCGGUUUUGACCAGUUGUCUCGACGUGCACGUCAAACUGUGGUUGCAGUUUAGUUUUCCUACAGCCUUCUUAAAGCAGCCAGAUAGAUAUGUACAUUCCAUCUUGCACAUUUUAAUAGCACAAUGCACACACAUAACCAAAGUGACUUGACCACUGUAAGGAAGAAGCACACAUGCCAGCUCUUCUUCCUCACUUUUUUUAAGAAAAAAAUGUAAAAGGGGCCAUGAACAGUUUUAAACAUACUGUCACAAUUUGAUGAUCCAUAUCAGAUUGUAGCCUUAAAGCCAAUUUGGAUUGGUAGUCCCAUGGCAGGUCAAUGCUGAUAUAUGAAUUGCAAAAUCAGAUGUUAAUGUUUAAGCGUGUGAGGGUUUUUUCAUUUUUUUAUUGCUACAGCACGAGCCCCUCAUACACAGAUCAUUCACAAUACAAAUGCUGCAAAAAGUACCCUUGAGCAAGACAAUGUACCACCAAGUUGCUUGAGUGUGCAUGCGUGUGUGUAAGAAGUGUCAAGUUUUUGUCAGUCACGGUGGAAAAAUGCUAUGUUAGUGCAUCUACCAAUUACAGUUGUCAGAAUCUGAAUAAACACUUGAAAUGUUAAGUCAUAGCUGCAUGUUCAGAUGGCCAACAAUAUUUAUUAAGUACUGUGCACUCAUUAAAAAAAAAAACACGUGUCACUGUGACAGCCAAACUGGUGGCCCCAACAUGUUAUCUCUUGGUAGGAGCAGUAAAAGGUGGAACAUAAUACCCAGUCUAAUAAUGUGUUGAUGGUAAUUCUAGUCCAAUAAAGCAAUAAAUUCCUCAUUGUGUUCUAUAUUCACCAUAAAAGCUGAGUCCCCCUACUUGCAGAGCUGUGCCAGACAUACGGCUGCACAGUUAAUCUGAGGGAAGG
Messenger RNA from Anoplopoma fimbria (sablefish), 3671 nucleotides. It is a transcript of the gene rad54l, whose product is annotated as RAD54 like. Gene Ontology annotation, molecular function: ATP binding; DNA translocase activity; ATP-dependent chromatin remodeler activity. Gene Ontology annotation, biological process: reciprocal meiotic recombination; double-strand break repair via synthesis-dependent strand annealing. The transcript has 18 exons. Gene Ontology annotation, cellular component: nucleus. The record is from RefSeq and is a predicted model, not a curated record. Bases 356 to 2578 code for a protein of 740 amino acids. Lineage: Eukaryota; Metazoa; Chordata; Actinopteri; Perciformes; Anoplopomatidae.